Messenger RNA from Coffea arabica (coffee), 846 nucleotides. Its product is annotated as GDSL esterase/lipase At5g03980-like. The record is from RefSeq and is a predicted model, not a curated record. NCBI's taxonomy places the organism in Eukaryota, Viridiplantae, Streptophyta, Magnoliopsida, Gentianales, Rubiaceae. Gene Ontology annotation, molecular function: hydrolase activity, acting on ester bonds.
AUGACUUCCUUCCAUAGACCCACUGGUCGAUCCUCAAACGGCCUUCUCAUGAUGGACUUCAUCUCCAGAGCUCUUAAUCUUCCUCUCCUAGAUCCCUACUUGAAAAGAAUUGGAGUAUUCAAUCAAGGAGUAGACUUUGCUGUAGCUGGGAGCACAGCUCUCGACACCUCAUUUUUCCAGGACCGAAAUAUUCCAGUUCCUAUCUCCAAUACUCCUCUCAGUGGUCAGAUGCAAUGGUUUAAAGAUCAUCUCAAAUCUGUCUGCCGUUCCCCAUCAGAUUGUGCAACUAGACUUCAAAGAUCCUUGAUAAUGAUAGGAGAAAUCGGGGGUAAUGAUUAUAACCAUGCUUUCUUCAAUAAAAAAUCAAUACAAGAGGUCAGGACUUAUGUUCCUCACGUUGUAAGUGCGAUAAUCAAUGGGGUAAGAGAAGUUGUUAGACUCAGGGCUGCUCGUGUUGUGGUUCCAGGAAAUUUUUCUAUUGGUUGCAUCCCAAUUCAUUUGACUAGUUUUGUGAAUCCUGAUCCAGAAGCAUACGACCAAAUGGGAUGCCUGAGAGAGUUGAAAAGGGAUAAUCCAAACAUGGUUGUUGUCUACGCUGAUUACUACGGGGCUCUGGAAUCAGUUCUUACUCGUGCUCCGUUUCUUGCAUUCGACCGAGGAUCUUUUUUAAAAUCACGUUGUGGGAUUGGAGGGAUUUAUAACUAUGAUGGUCGGUGGAUGUGCGGAACACCUGGAGUUCCAGUUUGUCGGGGGCCUGAAAAGUACAUAUAUUGGGAUGGAAUUCAUAUGACACAGAAAGCUUAUCGCCAUACGUCUGAAUUUCUGAUCAGUGACAUUUUGUCAUAG